Malus domestica (apple) is the source of this 690-nucleotide messenger RNA. RefSeq lists its product as uncharacterized. NCBI's taxonomy places the organism in Eukaryota, Viridiplantae, Streptophyta, Magnoliopsida, Rosales, Rosaceae. The record is from RefSeq and is a predicted model, not a curated record.
AUGGAGCGGUCAAGCAUGCAGACCAUGGAAGGCCUUACAUUGAAGUUUGGUAUGGGUUUAUCCUUAUCUGAGAAGGAAAAGAGAGGACGGGAGGGGGUGUCAAUUAGGGCUUUGGGUGGGGCGCAGUUCAUGGCUAGAUUUGUUAGUCGGUGGGACAUGUGCCGUGUAUUGGAGGCAGAGAAGCCGUGGCUGUUUCGGGAGGAUCUGGUGCUAGUUGUCGAUGGGGCUCGUCAUAAUCAGAGGGCAGAACCCUUACACUUGGUAUCUAUAUGGGUGCAACUGCAUAACGUUCCUCCUUUCAAUAUGACAGAGGCGGUUGCUUUGACUAUUGGAGGAUUGGUUGGUAAGGUGCUAAGGGUGGAUAAGGAUGAUGGAAGAGAUUGUAUUGGACGAUUUUUGCAGGUGAAGAUUUCCUUUGAUGUCUGUGAACCACUCAUAAGGGGUGCUAAUGUAGAAUUCCCUGAUGAUGGGAGUAUGUGGGUGGACUUCCGCUAUGAGGGUUUGCUUAGCUAUUGCCUUAUCUGUGGCAAGAUGGGGUAUGUUACGCGACGGUGUGGGGAUGGCAAUAUUGGUGGUGAAGGGGUUUUAGAUGACGCUUUGGAAACUUUAUGUGCAUUUAAAAGAUUAGAUGCGGAGUUUGACUUGAGGGGGAAUCCUUUUGUGAAGCGUGGUGAUCUGCAAAGAGGAUAG